Fusarium odoratissimum NRRL 54006 is the source of this 615-nucleotide messenger RNA. RefSeq lists its product as uncharacterized. The record is from RefSeq and is a predicted model, not a curated record. Bases 1 to 615 code for a protein of 204 amino acids. NCBI's taxonomy places the organism in Eukaryota, Fungi, Ascomycota, Sordariomycetes, Hypocreales, Nectriaceae. The transcript has a single exon.
AUGCCACAAGGACCUGAACGACAGCAGCAUCUCGAGGUCCUUGGUGGGUUAGACAUGAAUGUCUGGAUUGUAGGGAGGAAGUCUGCACCGCUGCACAUCUGGGCGACAUACUGCCGCGGUGGAGAAGGCGUUGAGAAUGUCACUGGCUUGCCACGCCGUCUGCUGGACCUGAUAUCUCUGGUCUCACGCCGUGAGGAUGUGUCACACGAGCUACAGCAGUAUGCUGACGCGCUACCCCAGGCUCACGAUACAAUGACAGGCGUGUACCGCAGCUUUAUUCUGUCAGCACGGAUAUAUCUACAGAAGGAGCCCAUAGUCACACUCUUAACCGAGCUGUUCACUCUUGUUAGAUGCUUAAGACAAGAGAUACCAGGCACAGAUCUCGGUAUUCUGUCGUUUCCUGCCUACACGCUAGGCUAUCAUGGGGAAUUGCUGGAAUAUCGCACUCUCGCAGUGGAUGUUCUUUCCGCCCCCUCGACAACUUACCUUCCCGACGGUACGAGCGUGUUGCGGGGAUCGCCUUUGAACGCCAUGCGCAGCUACUGGGCCUCGAUAGGCGUACUGGACCGUUCGCUUGCGGGUGGCUGUGGCGACUCAGAAGUUGGGCUCUGGUAA